Molecule: messenger RNA, 1985 nt
Organism: Serinus canaria (Common canary)
Lineage: Eukaryota; Metazoa; Chordata; Aves; Passeriformes; Fringillidae
Gene: ATP1B3
Product: ATPase Na+/K+ transporting subunit beta 3
Exons: 7
Coding region: 171-1013 (280 amino acids)
Biological process (GO): intracellular potassium ion homeostasis; intracellular sodium ion homeostasis; potassium ion import across plasma membrane
Cellular component (GO): sodium:potassium-exchanging ATPase complex
Molecular function (GO): ATPase activator activity
Source: RefSeq, a predicted model, not a curated record
GAAGGAGGGCGGGAUUGGGGAAGGUCCCGGCGUGCCCGGCCCCCGCCCGCUCUCCCGCCGGGCGCCGCGGCCGCAGUUACUUAGCGGUUGGGAGCGGGCGCUGGCUGUGGCUUUCUUUGCUGGGGAGGGUUUGCCGCCGGAGGCGCGACGCAGCCGCUCCUCGCCUAGCCAUGGCUAAGGAAACGAAGAAGCCCUUCCGCCAGAGCAUGGCCGAGUGGCGGCAGUUCAUCUACAACCCCAACAGCGGCGAGUUCCUGGGGCGCACGGCGAAGAGCUGGGGAUUGAUCUUGCUAUUCUAUCUGGUAUUCUAUGGCUUCCUAGCAGCACUCUUCACAUUUACAAUGUGGGUUAUGCUUCAGACACUGAGCAGCGAUAUACCCAAGUACCGGGACCGCAUUUCUAGUCCAGGACUUAUGAUUUCACCAAAGCCAGACACUGCAUUGGAAUUUUACUUUAAUAGGAGUGACAGCCAAUCAUAUUCAGAAUAUGUUACUACACUUCAAAACUUCCUUGAAUCAUAUAAUGAUUCAAAGCAGUCACAAAACAUAGACUGUACCCGGGGGAAGAUCUUUGAUCAGAGCGAUGCUGCUGUUAAAAAGGCUUGUCGAUUUAACCUCUCUGACCUCGGACAGUGCUCUGGCAAGGAAGAUGCAAAUUUUGGCUAUUCUAAAGGAACUCCCUGUGUGCUUGUGAAAAUGAAUAGAAUAAUUGGAUUAAAGCCUGAAGGAGAGCCACAUAUACAGUGUACCCCUAAGGAAGAAGGCAUGGUUAACAUAAAUUAUUUUCCUCCUAAUGGCGCAAUGGACUUGAUGUACUUCCCGUACUAUGGGAAAAGCUUGCAUGCUCACUAUUUGCAGCCUCUAGUGGCUGUUCAGCUAGCAAUUACCCCCAACGGUACCAAAGAAGAAAUAGCAAUUGAGUGUAAGAUCCUGGGCUCACCUAAUUUAAAAAAUCAAGAUGACCGUGACAAGUUCCUGGGACGAAUUGCCUUCAAAGUUCAGAUGUCUGAAUAGCUGGAGUAAGCACUCUCCACAAAGUAAAUGUUGUGUUGUCUGUUUUGUAUCAGCUGGACAUGCCAUUCUAGGAUAUGAGACCACCUUGAAGAAUGUUAAGGUGGUUCAUGGCGUUCAGGGUAGCAUAAUAAUAUGCUUCCAAAUUGUAUGUUUAAAUUCCCUUAAAGUAAAUGCCUAUCCUGCUUUUUGCCUGCCCUGUUGGAACAGUGUACAGACUAUAGUUAUGUCAUAGGGACCUGUAAAUAGCUGUUUUCAAACACAUAAUAAUGGUGACCUUUGUCCUGCUCUAAAAUGUGGUUUUAUCCUCCAAGUGAGUGUCUCAAGCUUAAUGUGCUGUGCUCUGUAAAUAUUGUAUUGAUUUAACACUGGUUUAACUGUCAUAUCUCAAUGCUGACACAGUUAGAGGGAUAAAUAAUAAAUGGUACCUGAUUGACAUAGUGAUUUCUUUGUAAGAGUAAACACCUCCAACAUAAAUCGUGUGUAUGGGAGUGGGUGGGUCAGUGGAUGGAUGGCUGUGUGGAGAUGCCUUAAAUUGUAGACUGGGUGGCGUGGGAGAACUGAAGUGGAUUUUAAGAGUUGGUAUGAAUAUCUGAAAGUAAGUGCUCAACUAGUACUUUCUUGUGCUUGUCACUGUGCAAGUAUUGUGUACAUGUAAUAGUUGGUAUAGAGUUUGGUGUUGUAGCUGAGGAAUUGAACCUUUCCUUGUGUUGUUAAUUGCUUGUAAUAUGUGGAGCACAAAUAAAAUCUACACUAUUUUGAAACUUUUUAGUUCAGAAAUAUCAAUAGAAAACAAUUUAAAUAGUUCAGGAUCCUGGUAACAGUUGUACAACAGAGCUGCUUGAAAGAAGUGGCCUCACUAUUGUGGGAAUAGGCUUUGAUUUUCCAAUGAAAACAAUUCUGGAAGAACCUCUGUUUAAGGAAAAAAAAGGAACAAGAAAGGAUUGUCUUGAUUAAACAUUCUUGUUUAAUUUA